This is a messenger RNA of Brassica oleracea var. oleracea, 2981 nucleotides long. Its product is annotated as GPI ethanolamine phosphate transferase 3. Gene Ontology annotation, molecular function: mannose-ethanolamine phosphotransferase activity. NCBI's taxonomy places the organism in Eukaryota, Viridiplantae, Streptophyta, Magnoliopsida, Brassicales, Brassicaceae. Bases 52 to 2847 code for a protein of 931 amino acids. The transcript has 18 exons. Gene Ontology annotation, biological process: GPI anchor biosynthetic process. The record is from RefSeq and is a predicted model, not a curated record. Gene Ontology annotation, cellular component: endoplasmic reticulum membrane.
UUCUUCACAUUAUCACAGCGAAACCGAAUUGUCGAAGAUCCCGAUCCGGAGAUGGAGACGCAUCCGAAACGAAUUAACAGGUGGAUACCUUUAGCGUUUCUCCUUAUCCACUCCGUCGCCAUUCUGAUCUUCACUCGCGGAUUCCUCCUUACUCGAACAGAGCUUCCUUUCCACAGCACUUGCUCCGACGCUUCACUGUCUCCCUGCCUCUCUCCCAAUCCCCCGAUUCAUCACUCAUACUCCAAUCAGAACCAGCCGAAAUGUUGGACCAAACCGGUCGUAGACCGCGUCGUGAUCAUCGUCUUGGACGCUCUCAGAAUCGAUUUCUUAGCCCCGAGUGCUUUCUUCCCAGAAGCAAAGCCGUGGAUGGACAAAUUAACAGUCUUGCAGAACCUUGCCUUUGGUAACGAAUCCUCUGCUAAGAUCUUUAAGGCUUUUGCUGAUCCUCCUACUACCAGUCUGCAGCGUCUCAAGGGAUUGACGACGGGAGGGUUGCCUACUUUUGUCGAUGUUGGGAACAGUUUUGGUGCUCCUGCUAUUGUUGAGGAUAAUUUUAUUAAUCAGCUAGUGCUAAAUGGGAAACGGUUGGUGAUGAUGGGUGAUGAUACUUGGACACAGUUGUUCCCUAAUCAGUUUCACAAGUCGUACCCUUUCCCUUCUUUCAAUGUUAAAGACCUAGAUACUGUUGACAAUGGAUGCAUUGAGCACCUAUUCCCAACUCUUUACAAAGAUGACUGGGAUGUUCUCAUUGCGCAUUUUCUUGGCGUGGACCAUGCAGGACACAUAUUUGGAGUGGAUUCGAUGCCGAUGAUUAAUAAGUUGGAGCAAUAUAAUACAGUUUUAGAGAGAGUCGUUGAUAUAUUGGAGAGCCAGGCGGGACCAGGUGGCGUGCAUGAGAAUACUAUGCUUAUCGUAAUGGGUGACCAUGGGCAGACAUUAAAUGGGGAUCAUGGCGGAGGGACUGCUGAAGAGGUAGAAACAACCAUGUUUGCCAUGAGUACGAAGAAGCAUACAACUUCGGUUCCUCCUGAGUUUGAUACUUCAUCUUGUAAACAAGAUCCGGACGGGAAGCAGAUGUGCAUCAGCUCCAUCGAGCAGCUUGACUUUGCGGCAACGUUGUCAGCUUUGCUUGGGAUAUCUUUUCCUUUCGGAAGCAUUGGGCAUGUCAAUCCUGAGCUCUAUGCCCUUGGUUCUAGCAGCUUGAAUUUAGAUAACACUAAGCAACCAGCUGUUAAAGAGUGGAUGAAAAGUUAUGUGAAUGUCCUGUGUGUGAAUGCUUGGCAGGUGAAAAGAUAUAUAGAUGUUUAUUCAAAUUCAUCCGUUGUUGGUUUCUCGUCCGAUGAUAUGUCAAGGAUAUCAAAUCUAUAUUCUGCAGCAGAACAUAAUUGGUCCAACUCUGUCAAACACAUAUUGAUGUAUAAUGAUGGAAACGAGGACAGUACAAAUACAUCUGCUCUCAAAGCGCAAAUCGCUGCAUAUUUGAAGUUUUUCUCAAGCGUUGCCGAACUUGCACGGUCUAAAUGGACAGAGUUCAAUCUGAGUUUAAUGAUCACUGGGUUUGGGAUAUUGGUUAUAUCACUCAUCCUUCAGUCUCUUGCUAUAGUUCAUGGUGAUAAUAAACCUUAUGGAGUGAGUUCUGGAUUAUCUACUGGUGCAGCUUUCACACUCUUCAUAGUAUUGAUCCGUGCUUGCAGCUUUCUUUCCAACAGCUAUAUUUUGGAAGAAGGAAAAGUUGCAAACUUUCUCCUGGCAACAACUGGACUUAUCAAACUGCGAUACUCGGUCAUGAGGAAAACAAUGCGGAAAGAAGCUUUUGUAUUUCUUGCCAUGGUUUCUGUUCUCAGAGUUUCUAUAGAUAUUGGGUUAACAAAGCAAGCAGCAACGUCUCAGUUUAUGAGUAGCUCACCAACGUGGAUGCUGGGGCUAGCUCCAGACCAUCCAGCAUUGACAUAUGCGAUUGAAAUUGCACCUAUCCUAUCUGUGGCUGCACUCAUUUGUGUACUCUACGUUGCGAUUGCUAGAACACACAGUGAGGGGAUAUGGAAGUAUGUUACUGUUGGUAGUAUGUUAAGCUACUUUUUGAUAGCAUUGCUGUGGGCUUCAGAGAGCAAGAUAUUUGGUUUUGAUGGUUUACUUCAAGUGAUUGGAGGAAGAAAUAUCAUCCCUCAAACGGUUUAUGUAAUCGGAUUGGUGCAGCUUUUCCUUUUAGCUUCUGCACAUAUGUUUUGCUCAGGAAAAGACAAGAAUUGGGGCAGCAGAACUGUCGCUCUUGUAUCUGCUUGUAGCUCGCCAGUGAUUCUCUUGUCUGGGAAGCAAGGAUCAAUGCUUGCAUUAGCAUAUUUGCUGGCUGGCUAUUGUAUUAUGAGGCUAGAGGGUGUAGAGAGAAGAACCAAAUCAGAUGGACAGAACAAAUUCUCAAAACUAGAUUCUGUGUGUGUUGUGCAAUGGAGUCUUCUUUCUGUAUGCAUGUUUUUCGCCAGUGGGCAUUGGUGCGCCUUUGAUGGUCUCCGCUAUGGAGCUGCAUUUGUUGGGUUUGAUGAGUUUGUGCUUAUACGACAAGCCAUCCUUUUGACAAUUGAAACAUUUGGAUUCUCGAUCAUCCUUUCUGUAUUUGGACUUCCUCUCCUUAUACCGUCUCAUGGAGAAAAGCGCCACCAGUUGUUUCAAAUGUACAUGCUCUACGGAGUUAUAUCCGCGACUACAGUCACAGCUACGAUCCUCUGCGUCACCAUCCACAGAAGACAUCUGAUGGUUUGGGGUUUGUUUGCUCCAAAGUUUGUCUUUGACGUUGUUGGUCUCAUCCUCACCGAUGUCCUCAUAUGUUUGGCUUCAGCUUUCUAUCUUUGAUUCAUACUUGCAGUUGAUAUAAGAUAUAACAGUAGAUUAUAUAUUUAUAUACUAGGUACUUGUUCUUUAUAAACUUUGUUAUGAAUGUAUACACAAUUAUCAGACCUCCUUUUUGAGCAUUGAUAAAUUAAUUU